CGAUUCAACUACUUGUGGAGCUGGGUGUGCCUGCAGCAUCGAGGCGUGUGGGUUGUUUGCUGCUCUACCCGAAACCCAAAAGGAUGUCCGCACUUCGGCGGUAAAUAUUGUCUACGGUCUCGAGCGCAUGAAAUAUCAUGUGCAUCAAGAGAUUGGACAUAUAUGUUGGUUGUAUCAUCUUCUUGAUAGAGAGAGCCUGUCCAUAAUAAAUAAUGGCCCUAUGGAAGCCGAGGCGUUCAUAGAUAAGACCCAGGAGCUGCAAAGGAUGUUCCGCAAGCUUGCGCACGUCAACGACAAUCACGAUAUUAGCGCGGCUUUGGCAUUUUGGAAGUUGCCAACUACUUCCUUGGAGCUCCGUUCCUUCAUCCCGACUUUUGUGGACCACGUUCAGUAUGAAACUAGGAAAGAAAUGCUCAAGCGAGAAGACCAUUUGGAUCAGCUGAAAGUAUUUUCAGCUUACCUGGAAGGAGAACGUUGGACUGGUCCCAGCAGUUAA
Messenger RNA from Auanema sp. JU1783, 496 nucleotides. The record is from the annotation of a GenBank genome assembly. NCBI's taxonomy places the organism in Eukaryota, Metazoa, Nematoda, Chromadorea, Rhabditida, Rhabditidae.